CCGUACAUUCCAUCGCAGCGCGGAUGGCUACGGCUUACGGUAACUACGAAAGUCUGCACUCUCGGACAGUGUGCAGAGGGAGGUGUAGCCAAAGUUAUGAGUAGUGGACUGAUACUAGCCGGCGUUGGUUUGGCUGCUGUAGGCUUUGGUGCACGUUAUUUAUGGACUGAUACUAGCCGGCGUUGUUUGGCUGCUGUAGGCUUUGGUGCACGUUAUUUAGUGAGGAAUCAAGCAUUAAUCAAGAAAGGUCUCGAAGCUCUCCCAGGUGGAGUGUUUGAAAAGUAUCACCGAGGCGGUUUUGAACCUAAAAUGACACGAAGAGAAGCAGCAAUGAUUCUCGGACUACCAGCCACAGCUAAACCAAAUCGAAUUAAGGAAGCUCACAAACGGAUUAUGAUCGUCAAUCAUCCCGAUCGAGGUGGUUCGCCAUACCUUGCGUCGAAAAUCAACGAAGCGAAGGACUUACUAGAGUCGUCAAAAACGUGA
Molecule: messenger RNA, 486 nt
Organism: Ostertagia ostertagi
Lineage: Eukaryota; Metazoa; Nematoda; Chromadorea; Rhabditida; Trichostrongylidae
Source: the annotation of a GenBank genome assembly